Messenger RNA from Penaeus indicus, 1152 nucleotides. RefSeq names its product probable H/ACA ribonucleoprotein complex subunit 4. The coding region runs from base 1 to 1152 and encodes 383 amino acids. The transcript is spliced from 7 exons. Lineage: Eukaryota; Metazoa; Arthropoda; Malacostraca; Decapoda; Penaeidae. The record is from RefSeq and is a predicted model, not a curated record.
AUGUGCGAUGACGAGGAGUUGGUAAAAAUCAACGAAAAGGUGUUAAAGCUGUUCACCUUAACUCUCAACAACGUGCAACUCGAAGUUGGGGAGACCAUAAACUUUAAAGGUAACGUUACUGAGUACACGGACUUGCUGUACCGAUAUCCGCAGGGAACAAUUUACUGGAGUCAUGGGGAGAAAGUGUAUGACCCACACGUCGUACGCAGAGGGCAGAUUGUUAAAUAUUUCCCUAUCAGUUUGAAUGUAACAUCAUAUUCAAUGAAAGGGGUAUUACCUGGUUUCAUAUACAGAAUCGAAUGGUAUCAAAACAACGAAUUCUCUACGACAUCUGCACCCACGCAAAUCUCUGGGCCCUACUUCAGAAGCAUGGCAAUCAAAUAUAGCGGAAGGCCCAAGCCUGUGAAAGUGUAUCCCAGAGUUGAGACAGAAGACAUGGUGUAUGAACACAUGAAGUCUAAGGACAAGAAGGCGAAAGAGAAAUCCUCGGAGGAGCAGAAGUCUAAAGACAAGAAAGCGAAAGAGAAAUCCUCAGAGGGACAGAAGAAGCACAAAGACAAGAAAGCGAAAGAGAAAUCCUCAGAGGAGCAGGAGAAGUCUAAAGACAAGGAAUCGGAAGGAGAAUCCUCAGAGGAGCAGAAGUCUAAAGACAAGAAGACGAAAGAGAAGAAAAAGUCUAAAGACAAGAAAGCGAAAGACAAGAAAGCGAAAGAGAAAUCCUCGGAGGAGCAGAAGUCUAAGGACAAGAAGGCGAAAGAGAAAUCCUCAGAGGGACAGAAGAAGCACAAAGACAAGAAAGCGAAAGAGAAAUCCUCAGAGGAGCAGGAGAAGUCUAAAGACAAGGAAUCGGAAGGAGAAUCCUCAGAGGAGCAGAAGUCUAAAGACAAGAAAAAGCAUAAAGACAAGAAAGCGAAAGAGAAAUCCUCAAAGGAGCAGGAGAAGUCAACAGACAAGGAAUCGAAAGGAGAAUCCUCAGAGGAGCAGAAGAAGCAUAAGAAAGCGAAGAAAGACAGCUUCGCGGCAGGAUUGCUGAGUUCGUGUCUCCGCAGAGUUAAUUGUUAUCCUAUGGCUGUGUAUGAGACACCCGGUCUCUUUUGGGCUAUAGCAUGUGACAUUCUGCAUUACCAUCUGCAGUGUGCACUCUCGCAUUAG